Molecule: messenger RNA, 6946 nt
Organism: Protopterus annectens (West African lungfish)
Lineage: Eukaryota; Metazoa; Chordata; Ceratodontiformes; Protopteridae
Gene: KNDC1
Product: kinase non-catalytic C-lobe domain containing 1
Exons: 30
Coding region: 352-6267 (1971 amino acids)
Biological process (GO): small GTPase-mediated signal transduction
Molecular function (GO): guanyl-nucleotide exchange factor activity
Source: RefSeq, a predicted model, not a curated record
UAUUAGCAGUGCCGGCUCGUUGCCAUGGCAGCCGUAGUACACCUUGUGAGGUACUUAGCAAACUCUCAGGUAGUGCUGGAAUGUAGGAUUUACCUGAAACUAUGGACUGUAGAAUCAAGUAACAGCGAGAAGUUGCAUUAAACCCACUGAAAUGGGAGCUACAGUUCACUAGUACUGCCCACGGGUAGCGGACCGGGCGUUGUUUACAAGCACCGUCCUACAGGCGUACCUACCGUGACUUGGGGAGCAGGAAACUUUGGGGGUGUUUGGCGAGUCGUCCGCAUAAGACAGACGUGCAGGCAUUACAUUGUACAAGGACUGGCUUUAAAAGGACUUUCAAAUGUAUUUGUUAUGGAGUCGUUUGGCAGCGUGAGUGAUGCGCAGCUUUACGGACGAGAGGAUGAUUGUGGUUUCUAUGACUUUCAGCCCCUUCCUGCACUGUUGGAAGACGAGGAAAAUGUUUCACUUGCUGACAUACUGACACUGAGAGAUAGUUGCCUUUUGGAGGAAGAAAUAUGGGCAUUUUGCUUGGAGUGUUGUCUCUCUUUGAAGGACAUCUCCCAUUCGUCGCUAUUUCAGAUGCUUUGCAUUACGCCAGACACCUUGGCUUUUAAUGCCAAUGGCAAUGUCUGUUUCAUGGAACAGCUGAGUGAUGAUCCGGAAGGUGCCUUUGUUCCACCCGAGUUUGAUUUGACUGGUAACACAUUUGAGGCACAUAUCUACUCAUUGGGAAGAUCACUGCAAGCAGCAAUUGAUUACGUAACAGAACCUGAAACGGAACUAGAGCUUGGUCAAGAUUUAAUGGCUCUGCUGGAGCAAAUGCAGCAGGAAGAUGCAGAAGGCCGUCCGGAUAUUAAGAGCAUCAUCAGCCUGUGUGAAGCCAAACUAAUGCACACUUCCUCGAGCAGAAUUUGUCGUAACCUGUCUGCUAUUGGAAGAAGAAUGCUUUCAAUUGAAUCAAUUGGGCCUCGGCAAGACUAUUUUGGAGUUACGCAAAAAAAGCAAGAUGACAACAUCGCUGCGAAACAGAAAGAAGAAACUUGUGAGCGAAACCCUGCAGAUGGUUCUUCCAGCACUGAAGAGCUGCCUACUGACUUCAGUGUAAGCAGUAGCACAGAAGAAAUACCAUUACAUUGUAAACAGUGUGUGCAGAAUUUGGAUGAAAGGAAAACUAGUAUUAAUAAAGACAGACUCUUAGAUAACAGCAGGAACAAAAAGAACAAAGCAGACCUGGAAGAUUUGUUGCAUAGCAAGGGCGGCAGUCUAGACGGAGAUGUCAGAACUGAUAAUGUUCCCUUAACAUCGGAGUCUCUAUUCCAAGAAGUGACUGCCACUUCACAAGGAGACCUGCCAGCAUUGACAACAGGAGCGACCGAUAAAUCCAGUUCUGCCAUAUCAAAAGCAAACCGAAUUAGUUCUGCCAGUGAACUCUCUGUACCUGAAGCUGAGACUUUUGCGUCUGAAUGCAGACAGGAAGCUGCAUCUUUUCAGGAAUUCUUUUUUAAUUCUAAUGCAGUGCAGCCUGAAAAUGUUCAGCAGACUGCAAUGCACAGCAUUCAGAAAGUCAGUGUUUUGUUAGAGUCAUCAGGUGGCAGAAAAGAUGCAUCCUCCUUAGAAAGAGGAGCAUCUCUUAACAGUGCCCUGGUUAAAAAUGAAAAAUGGAAGUCAAUGCACUCUCCUGAUGUAGAGCCCAUCUUUCAUUCUUGUCCUAAUGUUGAAGCUCAAAACAUAACAUCUGCUGGAAAUACACAGAUAGUUGCAGAACUAGGCAGUGUUACUGCAGCUGGCCAGGCCUAUAAUGAAUUAGAGAAAUGUACACCAAAUUUCUUUGGAGUAAGUCAGCACAAGGCUGUGGCUUUACAUACUAGUGGUAAUGCUGAAACAUGUGGCUCUCAAUGCUUAUCUCCAGGUCAGAGUGCUGCUUUUUCAAAUGGGACACAUUCAGUUAGUAACAGUGAAGAUCGGAAACCAGAAGAGACUUCACCAAACUUGUGGAUAAAGCUACAUGACCUCCUAUCGCAAUCUGGUAAACCAUUAAAGGAUUAUGAACUGUGGUCUCUGUGCCAUGAAUGCCUCAGCACCCUUCGGACCUACAUUGAUUUCCCAGCUUACUUGUGCCUUAAUUCUGUAACUGUUGAUAGAAAUGGUGCCAUUUUGUUUGUAACCCCUGAGGACACAGGGUCAAAUAUAUCAGAGUUUGCAGCACCAGAACUUGGCACUGGUGGAGUGAUGACGGAGAAGGCCUGUGUUUAUAGUGUUGCAGCAAUUUUGUGGGCUUCAGCAAAAUGUAACAUCAAGGAAAAUCAUCCAUUAAUGUUACCAAGGAAACUUAAGCACCACCUGCUAAAUAUGGCAAAGAGGAAUCCCGGUGAAAGACUUUCUUUAACUGAAGCACAACAGAUUUGCAGCGAGUACCUGCACAGUGAGAGGAUGAACAGCAGGAAGAUUUUGUCACAGUUAAUAACUAUGUUUCAGGAAUCCAGAAAUGUGUCUCUUUCAGCUAAUACUUCUGUAAAAGAUUAUGAAGAUACUGUUCAUGCAAAGGACACUGCAGGACUGUACUUGGGAUUUGUACCUAUCAAAACUAAAAGCAGGCUGACAGCUAUCAAAGGCCCGGUCCCUUGCCAAUAUCCUGUCAAUAAUGAGCCUUCAAAUCUGCCAGAUGCCUUCACUUCCCCAGUGACCCAUUUUAAGCCAAUCAUCAUUACACAGAAUAUAGCUUCAACAAGUACUGAAAGUUCUCAGAAAAAUGCAACUGAGAAGAAACAUGUAAAAUCAAUAAAAAGGAAAAUACAACAGAAAAUUGGAGCAGUACCAAUGAAUGAAAUUGAAAAGGAUGCCAAUUGUGGAGGAACUGCAGUGCCAUAUUAUUCCAAAUGGGAUUCCCCUAGCAAUAGAAGAAUUGCAGAAAGUGACUCGCUUGAAGAAUAUCCUAAAGAGAAAAGUUCUAAUGAUUCAUUUCCUUCUGUGGGCCAGACUGCAUCAGUUAUUACUUUGAAUGAACAAAGAGAGGAGCAGAUGAAAACUGCUUUGUCCUCAUCUUUUGACAAUUUGACUGUUUCUAACAGUUCUCAGGUGAAUAAUUUCCUUCUGAGACAGGACCCCAAAACAGGAGUUCUUACAUUAGUACCUGUUCAGGUAGCUGUGCCAGACCAGCUAUCUGGCAUGCAGUUUCAGACUGCCACAUAUGACCUGCUGUCAAACCAACAGGUAGUGCCUUUCCUUGCAACAGAUGCUAAACUGAAUGCAAAUUCUCCUGCUACUGCUACAAACAGCAUUAUGUCAAAUGUCUGGCCAAGGCAGAAUAACAGACUCAGUGCUAAGGACCUAGGUGCAGAAAGUCCAUUAUCUGGUAAAAAAAUAACACAAGAGUUAGUUAAACUUAACGUUGAAGAUAAGCCUUUGUCUGAAAGCAAAGAUGUCAGCAAAUCAACAAUUGUUUCAUCAGAAUGCAGCCCGUCAAUAUUGACGUUCCAGAUUGCUGGUCACCCACACGUGACAGAUGAGACCUCAGUUGAUGCUAAACUGAUUUCCCUGCGUAAGGUGAUACAGCAUAUAAAGGAGGAGUUCGCCUUUGAAGGAUACCUAGACAAUGGAGUAGAAGAUGCUGCUAUGGGAGAAUAUAUUCUAGCUUUAAAGGGCCUUUCAUUUGGAACUUUCUGUGGAGCAGUGUCUGAGAAAUUUAAUGAUCUCUACUGGGAUGAAAAAUUAUUGCUGAAUUUAUAUGAAGCUGUCAAUGGAAAGCCUCCACAGCCUUCACCAGCCUACCAUGCUGGUUUAGAAAUCCAGAACACGACACCAACUGAUCAGAAAACAGAAGAUGAUGAAGAGGAAGAUAGCGUCCUGCUUCAGAUUCUGAAAAAGGCUAUUAAUAAACGCAACAAGUCUGCUUCUCAUGUGGAAACGUUGGCGUCACCUGUGUCAGUUUCUCCUGCAACUGAAGAUGUGAUGAGGAAGUCAGAAAUUCUCUUUGGGGAAAUCAGUGUGGAGGAAGAAGAAGAUCUUAAUGUAGACACAGAAGAUCUGCCGCAAACCAUUGUAUCGUUUGAUGAAAUGGACUUGCCAGACAGCAUUUAUCUGCCCCAAGGAAUUGAAGAGUCUUCCCCAUUCAAGACAAAAGGAAAAACUUCCAUUAGAAGAACUGCGUCUCUCGGCAGUGCUCAUCACUGUAGUCCUAGCUCUUUAGAGGAAAAUGAUGUCACAGAUCUCAGCAAAACACUGACAAUGUCAGAACAUCAACACCCUGUGUCCUCUUCAUCAAAAAGGAAACGGAGAUGCAGUCUAGGAUGGAGAAGUGCAUUUUUUGGUCCACAGAUUUUUGAUCAGGAGGUUCAGAGUUAUGUUGGAACACUUGGACGGUCAAAAGCUAGUGACCCAUCCAACAUGGAUUCCAAAAUUCAGGAAGUUGAACAACACUUGAUGAUGGAGGUAAAACAUUACAAAAAAACACAAAUAUUCUAUCAAAAGCUGUUACACAAGGAAAGAAAAAACAAAGGGGUUAAUGCUAAAGCAAUGCUUAGCAAAUUGAAAGGCGAACUGGAAGAGAUGAAAAUUAAGGUGCAGUUUCUUGAGACUGUGAAGACGUAUUUGGAGGUUUUGAAGGCUGAAGAGUGGGGUCUUGAACUUCCUCUCUUGUCUGCAGUUAUAAGUGCAUCAUCUAGGUGUGAAAUGGAAACAUGCAAACUCCUUGACUCGUCACAACUUAUGUUUCAAUCAGUGAAAGAACAUGAAAAGGCAAACCAAAUUGGGCAAAAGAUUGUGCAGGCUGGUACAACAACUGGUUUAUUGGCAUAUCUCUAUUCCAGCAAUGCAGUUUUAGACGGAUAUAUCCAGCAGUUCCUGUACACCUACCGAUACUUUUGUACUCCAGAGGAGGUUCUACAGUUCAUCAUUGACAGUUUGACCAGUGUGUCGAGAACACAUCUGGAUACACCACUGAACACUAAAAUUUAUAAUCGAAGUUUAUACCUAGUGCAAACUUGGAUAGAAGACUGUUAUAUGAUUGAUUUUGCAUUCAGUACUAAACUUUUGGUCAAACUAGAAGAUUUCCUAGCUUCAAAGAUUAUUCCAGUGGAUAAUGAUCGGGAGCAUUUAAUAUCUAUGAUUCAAGAUGCUAAACAGAAGGAACAUGGUCUUGAAUUUUUUCAUUGCUGCUCCAGUUCAGAAGAGGUGAAAAAAAUGGUUAAUUCAAAUACAGUGCAUACAUUGCACAACAAUAUGUCUGUAAAUUAUUCCUUCAGAAAGAGUUUUAGGUGGAAGAUUUCCAAAAUGGGUGACGUUGCUGUGCCAUAUCCAAAAACAAAGCAAUAUACUCUUGCAACAGCUUUACCAAGGCCUAACCUUAAUGGUUUUAUAGCAGACGUGCCACCAUCAUGUAUAAAAAUGAAUGAAAACGGACCAUAUUUACUAGCUGAAUGGACUGCCCAGCAUCUUGCCUUUCAACUUACCUUGCUACAGCAGGAGAUGUUCCAGAAAUGUCAUGCAGUGCACUUUCUGAAUUCAAGAGUCCUUGGUGUGAAAGAUAAAAAUAUAGCCAUACAAAUGUCGGCUGUAUCAACUGCCCCACCUGCAGGGGGCACCAGUCUUUUUGUGCCACUCUAUAAACAAGACCAAUACCUUUUGGAACUUCUGAAAUAUAGUGAUAAUAUCAGCACCUGGAUUUCUGCUGAAAUUGUAACCUGCGACAGGCCAAAGUUACAGACCAAUUUAUUAUCAAAAUUCCUGCUUGUUGCAAAGUACUGUUAUGAAAUAAGAAACUUUGAAACCGCAAUGCAAGUACUGUUGGCCAUGGAAAAUGUUACAGUACGGCAGUUACCUGUCUGGAAGAACCUUUCCUCAAAAGUAUGUGAAAUCAUGGACGAGCUAAGAGCAGUUGAGGUGUUUUUGAAAAGUGAUGCUCUCUGUUUGAUGAUGGGUGACAGAUUCAGAAAGCUUCCCACAAUCCCUUCUUCUCAUCUGCUAUCAAUGCAUGUUCAGCAGCUGGAGACUGGAGGAUUCACAUUGGCCAAUGGAGCUUACAAGUGGUCUAAACUUAGGAAUAUAUCAAAAGUUGUGAGCCAGAUUCCAGCAUUUCAAGAGCAACGAUAUGAAUUUUUGCCUGAUUUGGAAAUGCAGACUUACCUGCAACACAGAAUAGUCCACUUUUGUGAAGCAGAUAUUCCUGUUCUGGCUGCUAAGAACACUGUUAAUUUCCACAAGUUGCCAGCUGAUAAGCAUUCUCGGAAGAUACAAGAUACACUGCGCAGAAUGAAAGCGACAUUUCAGUAGUGCUUCCUUUUUAUUUUGCCAAAUUAAUAUGUUUUGCCAUAAAGGGAAGAUUUUAUAAUUUCUUUUCAUUCACUGUUUUAAUAUAAUUGCUGUGCUUGAUCUGUCACUUCACCUGUCAUUGCCUGCCUUUUACAUUUUAGGCCAUGGUUUUAAACAAGCAGUGUCAGGCAACAAAUUUCAAAGGAAAUGUGUUGAAUGUUUAUACAGAAAACUUGCUUAAAAUGAAAUUGUUUGCUGGGUGAUAUUUAACAUAUAGUCAUUACAUAAUUAAAAAAAAAUCUUUUAUAAGUAAGUAUUUAUUAAGUAUUUUGGAGUUCAAAGUGUUCAGACUAGAUGCUUUUCUCUUAUAACUAUGUAAACAGUUUCAUAAUAACUGCAAUAACCAGUUUGUUGUGGAAACUAGUAAAUGAUCUUUCAGGUGUCAUUUCAUAUAUGAGUUUCUGUGAAAUUAGUUUCUUGACUUUAUGCUGAAUUCUAAAAGGAAAACAAUAAUUUUUGUGCUAUAGUAUUCUAUACCAAAUGUCUGUUUUGUUUUUCUCCUGUUCUAUCUUCCCCAUAUUUCAUUUCUCCCAGGGAUCUGCAGUAGGAAUUAAAAUUCAGUUUUUUCAUAUGCAGCCUUGCCCUACUCAGAUUACUGUUCCCCUGGCAAGCCUGUGUGUUUAAAGGGUCCUUUACUUUA